This is a messenger RNA of Nipponia nippon (crested ibis), 3033 nucleotides long. It is a transcript of the gene CDHR1, whose product is annotated as cadherin related family member 1. Lineage: Eukaryota; Metazoa; Chordata; Aves; Pelecaniformes; Threskiornithidae. Gene Ontology annotation, cellular component: cell-cell junction; plasma membrane. The record is from RefSeq and is a predicted model, not a curated record. Gene Ontology annotation, molecular function: calcium ion binding. Gene Ontology annotation, biological process: homophilic cell-cell adhesion.
GCACAUUUCUCCACUACAGCAGUCUGAAGAAUACUUACCUGGAACUUUCAGAAAAAAAAAAAACAAAAAAAAAACCAAACCCUUGAAACAGAGAAGAAAUUGGCCCUUUCUUCAGUGGGAUGAAGCAUGUAAAGCAUUUCACCCCCUCCUUCUUUCUCAGUUUGGUGCACGUUUGCCUGGUUCAGGCAAAUUAUGCUCCCUAUUUCUUUGAUAAUGGAGCCAGAAGCACAAAUGGGAACAUGGCACUUCUCAGCCUUUCGGAGGACACACCUGUUGGUACCCAUGUGUACACUCUGAAUGGAACUGAUCCAGAAGGAGAUCCUGUGACAUACGGCCUGGCCUAUGAAGCUGGAUCAAGACGCUACUUUUCUGUUGACAAGAACCUUGGAAAUGUUACGCUGAUCGAGGAGCUUGACAGAGAGAAGGAAGAUGAGAUUGAAGUUAUUGUCAGUAUUUCAGAUGGCCUGAGUACAGUUUCUGAAAAAGUCAGGAUCCUUGUAAUGGAUGCUAAUGAUGAGAGCCCAGAGUUCAUCAAUACACCUUACAUAGUCCAAGUCCCAGAGAACACUCCCUCUGGCAGCAGUAUCUUUAAGAUUGAGGCAAUGGACAAAGACACAGGUUCUGGAGGAAGUAUCACCUACUUCUUGCAGAACAUCCAUGCUAAUAAGUUUACAAUAGACCGUCACAGUGGUGUCCUGCGCAUCAAAACAGGGGUCACCCUGGACUAUGAGAAAUCAAGAACACAUUUUGUUGUCGUCGUAGCCAAGGAUGGUGGUGGGAAGCUCAGGGGAGACAACAAAGUGUUUUCAGCCACAACAACAGUUACUGUCAAUGUGGAGGAUGUUCAGGACACUCCUCCCAUGUUCAUCGGGACUCCCUACUAUGGAUAUGUCUAUGAGGAUACACUCGCAGGCUCUGAGGUCCUUACUGUUGUUGCUCUCGAUGGAGACAGAGGAAAGCCUAACAGUAUUCAUUACUGCAUCGUGAACGGAAGUGAAGGUUCAUUCGAAAUCAGCAACACAACUGGAGCCAUUUCUGUCAUAAAAAGCCCAAAUCAACUCAAGAAAGAAGUGUAUGAACUAAAAGUUCAGGCAUCAGAAGUCAGUCAGGAAGGUGAUGUCUCAGUGUACGCUUUUGCCAUGGUGACUAUACGGGUGGUUGACCUCAACAACCAUCCACCAACGUUCUAUGGAGAAAAUGGUCCCCAGAACAGAUUUGAACUGACCAUGUACGAGCAUCCCCCAGAAGGUGAAAUCUUGAGGGGAUUGAAGAUUACAGUCAAUGAUUCAGAUCAGGGAGCCAAUGCUAAGUUCAACCUCCGUCUUGUUGGACCUGGUGGCAUCUUCCGAGUGGUUCCCCAAACUGUCCUGAAUGAGGCUCAGGUUACAAUAAUAGUGGAAAAUUCUGCUGCUAUUGACUAUGAAAAAUUCAAGGUGUUAACCUUCAAGCUUCUUGCAAUAGAGGUGAACACGCCAGAGAAAUUCAGCUCAACAGCCGACAUAGUGAUACGCUUGCUGGAUACCAAUGACAAUGUCCCGAAGUUCUCCUCUGACUACUACAUUGCCAGGAUCCCUGAGAACUCCCCAGGGGGCUCCAAUGUAGUUGCUGUUACAGCUACAGAUCCAGAUUCAGGGCUUUGGGGAGAAGUCAAGUACUCUAUCUAUGGAACAGGAGCAGAUCUGUUCCUAAUCCACCCAUCAACAGGUAUAAUUUACACCCAGCCCUGGGCUGUAUUAGAUGCUGAAGUGAACUCGAAGUAUAAUUUCUAUGUGAAGGCAGAGGACACAGAUGGGAAAUACAGCUUGGCUGAAGUGUUUAUCACUGUGCUAGAUGUCAACGACCACUCUCCAGAGUUCAAUGAAAACAUCCAGGAAAAGACAAUGAUCAUCGGGACACCGGUGAAGAUAGAGGCUAUAGAUCAAGAUGCAGAAGAACCCAACAACAUUGUAGAUUAUUCCAUCAUGCAAGCAGAUCCAGCCAAUGUGUUUGAUAUAGACCAAAGCACUGGGGAAAUCAAGCUGAAAUCCUAUAUCCGUUCCCUGGACAUCAUCCACAACAUCACAAAGAACAAAGACUGCAUAUGGUCAGUAGUGGUGCAGGCCAAAGACCGAGGCUCCCCGUCCUUCAGUACCACGGCAGUUCUGAAGAUUGAUAUCACAGAGGAGACUCUUCACAAAGGGCCUAUGGCCGCCUUUUUGAUGCAAACUAAAGAUAACCCCAUGAAAGCCUUAGGAGUGCUAGCUGGUGUCAUGGGCAUAAUGGUGCUGAUAACUAUCAUGAUCUCUACUGCCAUGUUCUGGCGCAAUAAGCGGUCCAACAAAAUCAUGCCGGUGAGAAGGAUCAUAAAAAAGAGACAGACCCCGCAGUCCCGGACAGUCAGGAUGGAGUGGCUGAAGUUCAAGAGGCCCAGCAAUGCUGCAGAGAAGUUUGUCGUUGAGGAUGAUGCCAAGAGCCUACACAACGAAAACAGCAACAACAACAUCCAGGUUGCCCCCGUGCCACCGACCGCCCCCUUACCCCCGCCGCCCCCUGCCCUGGCUCCCAGAGGGGACACCCCGGGGUGGCGGGUGCCAACCGUCUCCGGCUCCCUCACUCCCAAGUUUAUAAACAAGCAGCUGAAGAAGAGAGGCCAUGGCAGCGCCCACAGCGCCCUCGUGUCAGAGCUCAAAAUGAAGUUUGAGAAGAGGAACGCAGCGAUCGGUGAGCCCCACAUCUAGGCGCUCUUGGCAGCCCCCAGAGACUGCGGAUUGUGGCUGUGCAUGGAUGUAUUUAUGUGCUGUGGUCUUCCCCGUGUCUGUCAGCACCCUGUGAACUGAGAGCAGCUUCUCGCUGUAGUAGCCACCCCUCACCUUCUGCAAGUAUUAUGUGCUACGGAGUCACCUCACCCAUAGCAAACGCUGCGGUCCGCGUCCAGUUGUGACUGCCGGUCCUUCGGCUCGCGUCCCAGUGCUGGUCCCUCCCUGCAGCUGUCUGACCAGGGUGCUGAGUACCCUCGCGCCAGCCACAGUCUCCCCAGGUGAUCGGGGAUUCGGG